Messenger RNA from Guyanagaster necrorhizus, 2175 nucleotides. Its product is annotated as major facilitator superfamily MFS-1. The transcript is spliced from 15 exons. NCBI's taxonomy places the organism in Eukaryota, Fungi, Basidiomycota, Agaricomycetes, Agaricales, Physalacriaceae. Gene Ontology annotation, biological process: transmembrane transport. Gene Ontology annotation, molecular function: transmembrane transporter activity. Gene Ontology annotation, cellular component: brush border membrane. The record is from RefSeq and is a predicted model, not a curated record. Bases 1 to 2175 code for a protein of 724 amino acids.
AUGGAGAGGAUGGCAGUGCCCACAGUACUUCCGUCUUCAGAUGUCUACUCCACGUCAUUGCCAAUUCUUUCCAUUAUUGUUCUAUCAAUUACGAUGCUAGGAGAAUUCCUGUUGGCGAACGUCUCAACACCAUUUUUGCUGUUCAUGGUUAAAGAUUUUGGCGUUUUAGCGGACGACGCGGAGGUCGCGUUCUGGACCGGCAUACUAGUAUCGGUCUUCUUCUUGACGCAGUUCGCGACUUCGCUUCUUUGGGCCACUCUAGCUGACAAGUACGGAUGCCGUAUCGUCUUGAUCGUAUGUCUGCUCGGGGGCUCCAUCACAUGUGCUGUCUUUGGACUGUGCAAAAAUAUCGAGCAAGCCAUGACUGUACGGUUGUUGCAAGGUAUAUUCGGUGGCGCUGUCGGAGUUGCAAGAGGUGCAGUGGCAUCUAUUACUGACGAAAGCAACUCAGGCAGGGCUUAUGCAAUCUUGGGGUUCUGUUGGGGAUUCGGAGGUGUCGCUGGUGCCAUCGUUGGCGGGUUCUUUGAGAGUCCCGCCACAAAGUGGCCAGAAGUUUUCGGCUCCGGAUCUAUUUUCGCUCUAUACCCGUACUUGCUGCCAUGCGCUGUUGCUGCAUCCAUCACAUUCGUCGGAUCGAUCUUGGCCUGCUUUCUCGGGCGAGACGGAGGUCCCGCAACGACCGGCGCACUUUCGGAACCUGAGAAAAACGGAGACAUACCUUCUCCUAUCCCAGAGGAAGAGUCGUUUACAGCCAGUCCCAAUGCAGACGACGACGCAUUUCCUCGCACAUUCACUGGAUCUUUGAGCAAGACUCUGACACAAAAGCUAUCUGGCUACUUGUCAGCGCGUGGACAGGAUGCAGAUAAUAGUACUGGACCGAAGUCCGGACCCUCUCUCUCCGCCGCAUUACCGAUACUCAGGACAAACACGCUCUCAAAGGCGAGCCGAACUCCUGGGUAUGGUACGUUUACCAGCAGAUACAGUCAGAGUAUCAAAACAAGGCGGGGAAGCACGACGAGUUCUGUUCUACCUUCCUCGAACAUCCGACGAAGGCGAAGCAGCGAUGUCAGCAUCGCCCACCGUAUGGUUAUGGCCAACGAAAACACCGUCAACAACAUUGCCGAUCUUUGGGUCGCGGCGGCGAUUAAUGCGGAUAACGAUGACAGAGAUCAGACGGACGACGAUUUGUCUGAUGACGAUUCUAUGGAUGCAUCCCGGGGAUGCCGAUAUUCCAGAAGUAACACAGCAUCUCCGUUUUCUCACAGCUCAAUUUCACUGCAGAACGGGGGCGGCACGCCUACUAUUCGACCUGUGCCGCUCAGUGCUCCUCCGUAUCCGCAGACAAGGCUUCUUCGGCAAGCUUCGCUUACUCCGUCGGUGGAUACGGUGUCGAGGGGGAUGCCCUCGAUAUAUGCCAACACCGGUAUCGAGUCAUCGCCCGCGCCAGUGGCGCCAUCCCUGUUAUUCCGUUCUGACACGCUGAUGUCUAAUACCGAAGCACUCACGACGAUUAUGGAGGCGCGCAAGUCGCAGGUCGAGCUUGAACAGCCUCCUUCGAUGUGGUCAAAGUUGCCGGGCAUGAUUAUUCUGCAGUAUGGACUGCUGGCACUGCAUACAACGACUCACGAUCAGCUGUUUAUGUCCUAUCUUGUGACAGAUUAUGAUUCCGGUGGACUCAAUCUGAGCGCCGGUGGAUUUGCGCAAAUCAUUGCCAUAAUGUGUAUCUUUCAGAUUGUGUACCAGUUUUAUUUGUAUCCGCCCCCUCGGGGAAGGCUUUCCCAUCUAGCCAUGUUCCGGCUGGGUUCGUUUCUGUUUAUACCAUCGUAUCUGACGGUGGUAUUGUAUCGUGCACCUUUUGCCAGUGCAGAUAACGAUGGCGGUUUUGUAUUGAUGGCUGCGCUUGCUGUUAGCACGUCUGUAAGGUUUUGCGGGGUGACUUUUGCGUUCACUUCGGUGGCGAUCCUUUUGAAUUAUAUGUCUCCGCCCGAAGCGGUUAGCUAUGCUAACGGGGUGGCGCAGAGUAUUGUCAGUCUUGCGAGGUGUUUUGGUCCGGUGUUGGGUGGUUACUUGUGGUCCGUUAGCAUCGAUGGGAAUCCGAGCGGGUAUCCGUUCGGGUUCAUUGCAGUAGGAGCGGUUUGUGGGAUAGCGGUUUUGCACAGUUUCCUUAUCCGAUGA